GACGGACCCGAGCUUUGCUGACCAAGACAGGAACCAAGUCGAUUCCGAGCUGAGGUAACGGUGAGAUGAGUUGGACAAGCAGUUCGUCCGACCUGAUUGCCCUGGGUAAGAGUAACAAUUCAAUCAAACAUGAGACCGAACGUAUAUAUGUGUCGUAGUUGGUACCAUUUUAAGGUCUCAUCAACAUCAAGUCAAACUUCAAUAUUUCAAGAACAUCUUUCGCAACAAUGGACGCCGACGCUUUCACCAGGCCCUUCCAAUUCACCAAGAGUCUACGUCGCGAAAUUUACCCUUCUAUCGACCCCAAGAACACUGCACUCAAUGCAGCUGGCAAAGUGGUCUUGAUCACCGGUGCUGGCGGUGGUGUUGGAGGUGAAACUGCUCGCGCCUGGGCCAUAGCUGGAGCUCAAGGUAUUGUCCUUGUUGGGCGCAGAGUUGCAUCUCUGCAAGAGCCUGAGGAGGCUAUCUUUACCAUCAACAAGGAUGUCAAGGUCCUGGCUAUAGCCGCUGAUCUGGCAUCUGAGACCGACGUUGAGAAUCUCUUUAAGCAGGUCAAGGAGUCCUUCGAGAAGGUGGAUGUUGUUGUCAACACUGCCGGUACCAUGACAGGUGGACUCAUUGGUGACUUGCCACCUCAGCAAUGGUGGACUGACUUCGAGGUCAACAUCAAGGGCACUCACAACCUGGCCCACCACUACCUCAAGACUUUCGGCGAUGCUGGAACUCUGAUCAACCUCGUCAGCUUCGGAGCCUCCCUUACCCGUCCAGGUAUCUCCUCGUACUCCGUUUCCAAGCUUGCCGUCAUCAAGCUCGGUGAGUACCUCGAUGCCGAGAAGCCCAACCUCCGUGUCUUCAGCGCUCACCCUGGAAUUGUCGCCGCGACUGAAGGAGGACGAGGCAUGGUUAUCGAUGCCUUCACGCCAUUUGCCAAGGAUCCUGGAAUGUUGACUGGUGGACUUUCACUCUACCUCUCGACUCCGAGGGCUAACCAUUUGCGUGGCGGCUUUGUCAGUGUCAACUGGGACGUAGAUGAGAUGGAAGAACACAAGGAGGAGAUCAAGGAGAAGAGAUUGUUACAGCUCUCUUUUCUGAAUGCGAAGCUUAGUCCUGUGGGUCAUGCGUGGUAGUGGCUUGAAGACAUGCGUCAUACGCUCUAGAAGUUAGGAUGUGUGAAUGAGAAAUACCUGACUGGUGAAAGAAG
This is a messenger RNA of Aureobasidium subglaciale EXF-2481, 1201 nucleotides long. RefSeq lists its product as uncharacterized. Gene Ontology annotation, molecular function: oxidoreductase activity. Bases 228 to 1127 code for a protein of 299 amino acids. The record is from RefSeq and is a predicted model, not a curated record. The transcript has 4 exons. Gene Ontology annotation, cellular component: cytosol. NCBI's taxonomy places the organism in Eukaryota, Fungi, Ascomycota, Dothideomycetes, Dothideales, Saccotheciaceae.